Symbiodinium pilosum is the source of this 1497-nucleotide messenger RNA. Lineage: Eukaryota; Dinophyceae; Suessiales; Symbiodiniaceae. The record is from the annotation of a GenBank genome assembly.
AUGGCUGUUGUGGGGCUGGAGAGCUGGUCUAAGUAUGUCGACGUCGCAGCAUGUGGUGUUCAAUCGGGUCGAGUGAGCGUGCACCUUGCGGAAGAGGAGGCAGCGCCCUCCGAUCAUCAAAAUUCCGCAUCUUCGGGGCCAAGUGAGUGGGAGGUUGUCGAGGAGAUUUUGGAGAAGGGGGAGUUGGUCCCCUCGCGGCACGAGCCGCCUCUUCAUCUUCUGCGGCGUAGUCGCCUCUCUACUGUGGGCGAGUGGACUCCAGAGCGCCGAUUGGUGCGAGCCUUUGAUUGGGGCAAAGCCGACGCUCAGGCCGCCUUGGACAGCUCCUUCUCAGGUCGUCAGGACAAGUUCCCCCUGGCCUCGGCUGUUUACGUCAUCUUGUACGACCCGUCAGGUGAGUGGCCUCGCUACACCAGGAUUGUGUCCAGGAGAUUCCCCUCACUGGUGGAAGCUGAGAGCUACUUACUCGGAGAAACCCUCGACGAGGGGGACGAUUUGGAGAGCAUGAUUGGGCCAGGCCGAGAAGUGACAAUCCGGAGACAGGAGGGUUCGGAGGCGGACCUGCUUACAGUACUGCUGGUGGAGAUGCUUCUUUCGGUACGGAACCAACUGGAAUUCCGGACACCACGUUCCCGACGUCGCAUUCGAGGCUUUGUCGAGGACGAUGUGAAUGCCCUCCCGGACCUUGCCGAGCUCAAUCAGGAGAUCGAAGCCUGGUUGGAGUCCAGGGGGGAGCGCCUGGAGGAGUACUUCACGGCCGAGGGCGAGGCCGACCCACCAGGGAAGGCGGAAAACCCCGCCAUGCAAGCCAUCUCGUUGCUGGCCGAGAUUCAAGCUUCAUGGAACAGCACUGGCGCAUUGCCGAGUGGGAAUGAUGCAAGGCGCCAACAGAUGGAGGCGGCUUUGGAUCCAGCUCGCAGUCAAGUCAACCGACCUCCUCGCAGAAUCCCCGACGAGCCCGGCAAGGAGACGGCCAUCGACUUGGAGGAGCUCCCUGGAGUAGACAACGAGCAGGUGUCGGUAGACGACAUGAUGAAGAUGGCGCUACUCAAGAUGAUGCAGCAGCAGCAGCAGCAGCAGCAGGGCAAGGCAGUCAAGAAGAAGAAAAAACUGCCGGGGCUUCCAUCUCUGGAUGCGGAUUCGGAGUCGGACGACGAGGAUUCCCUGCUGGACUGGAGUUCGAGCAGUCGAGGCGGAAGGGGGAUCAACGCAGUCGAAAGGCUGUGGGGUGCGAUGAAAGCUCCCCCCGAAGCGUAUCAAGAGCGGAUGGAGUCUCGCAUGUUGAAAGCGGUCGAAGCCUCGGAGAUGGUGCCAACUAUCCCUCUGCAGUUCGCGAAAAGCUGUCCUGUGCGGAAGUCACGAACCGCCGGGUUCUGCUUGCAAGGCUUUGCUCAGGUACACAAGUCCCUGCUGGAAAAUCGGCCCAAACAGGCCAGAUUGCAGGUCCUUCGCAUGAUGGCUGCCAUAGAACAGUUCCUCAUCGACGAGUCUUGGACA